Molecule: messenger RNA, 1604 nt
Organism: Nylanderia fulva
Lineage: Eukaryota; Metazoa; Arthropoda; Insecta; Hymenoptera; Formicidae
Source: RefSeq, a predicted model, not a curated record
CUAUAUCGGAUGCGAUGUUCCAAUUCGCCCUGACAAGUUUGCAUAAAUAUGCGACGAUCAAGUCAAAGGAAGAUUUUGUUUUUAGUCCGUACAGCAUAUAUCAGGAACUUUUCUCGGUUUACCUUAUCUCCAGUGCUGAUAUUGAACAGCGUUUAAAGAACAUUCUUUAUUUACCGAAUGUUUCGAAGUAUGAGUUGAUGAGAAACAUUAAAUUUGAUAAAUACUCUUCAAUACAUCAUAAAUACCCUACAAAACGGCCCGCACGGGAUGAGAAUGCUGCCUCUAAUCAAUCUCAACUGUACGCGGUUGACAAUAAAUGUAUUUUUUUAAACACAAUACUUCGUAAAAACAUUGAAAUAAAAAAACUGUACAAUUGUGGAUUCACAUCUAAUGAGAGCAAUGAUAUCCAAGAUAUAAAUAGAAAAAUCAAUCAAAUUUUAAAAAUACUGACAAAGGAUUACAAUUAUAAGCCGUUGGAAUUAGAAAUAAAAAGAGAAGGUGUGGACAUUAUUUUGAUGAACGUACAUAAUUUCCACGGUCGAUAUCGAUCAAUCUCACAACUGACAAGUAUUGAGAUGAGUCUCGACUCGGACCGAUUACUAUCGAAUACUUCUUCAAAUUUAAGUAUUAAAACGUUUUCCAGUGACGAAUUACAGGUGCACGUAAAAGAGUUAAUCAUCAAGAAAGAUUUCACGUCGCUGUUUAUGUUGAUACCUUUUUCAUCAAGCACAGACAAGAGAGUUAAAACUGAUACGAGCAGCACUAGCCUUCCCAGCUUGAUUGAAAGAUUGUCAACCAGCGAAGGAAUGCGUAAACUUCGGAAAUUGCUGUUUUGUGUAGAAACAGGUGGAUCACUAUCUUUUGUUACUUGGCCGACCUUUGAAAUUGAAAAAAGGUUAGAUAUGCAAGUUUUGUUGCGAGAACUAGGCGUCGAACAGUUAAUUGACGCCCGACGCAAUUCCUUUGGACAACACCUUCGCGGAAGACGAUCAAUUCGUGCACUUCGGCAAUGCCGUGCACCAUGCUCAUGUCAAGGUCACGGAAGAGAAUGUUACUGCGAUUGCGGUAACCUUGAUCAGUGGCCAAGAACCCUGUUCGAACUAUACUAUAAGCUACAUGUAUCUGAAUUAUCCGUUCGUCUGGCUAAUUUGCGACAAAUGGAAUGCAGAUAUUCUUUAUAUCGGCAUAUUUAAUGAAGUCGACAAGUAUACCGAUGUUUGUAAUGAAACUUUUACAGAUUUGUUUAGCAAAACUUUAUAAGACAUAUUCUCCGAGUGGCUCGCGACGCUCAACCUAAUCGUCGGGAUGUUAAAAGUCUUCAUUACUAUGAUUACUAAAAAGAGCGUAAGAUAAGGUUUUUUAGAUAUUUGAAUGACUAUUGAGAAUUCGGUUGAAAAAAUUUUACAGCGAAUCAUUUCGAAACUUUUAGGCAUUUGUUAUUAAAUUUUUACAAGUAGAAAAUGUUUGUGGUCAAAAAUAUGUACCUUGAAAUCCGUCUUUGAAGAAUCUUAUCGCCGUUGGUGUGACAACUUGACGAGCAAUCUUAUAUCUCCAAAUUUUGUCUGAAUUUAAAAAACUAAAAAUUUUAUUCGUAAUUGUAUUAU